Colletotrichum gloeosporioides is the source of this 987-nucleotide messenger RNA. RefSeq names its product Cell wall mannoprotein CIS3. NCBI's taxonomy places the organism in Eukaryota, Fungi, Ascomycota, Sordariomycetes, Glomerellales, Glomerellaceae. Gene Ontology annotation, cellular component: fungal-type cell wall. Gene Ontology annotation, biological process: fungal-type cell wall organization. The record is from RefSeq and is a predicted model, not a curated record. Gene Ontology annotation, molecular function: structural constituent of cell wall. The transcript is spliced from 2 exons. Bases 1 to 987 code for a protein of 328 amino acids.
AUGAAGUACUCUGCUUCCGUUCUCGCUACCCUGGCCAGCGCCGUCAUGGCCAUGCCCCAGGCCGGCAGCGCCGCCCUUGCUCCCAAGGAGGCUGCUCCUGCUGGCUGCCAGACCUCGUACUCUGGCAACUUCGGCAUCACCAUCGUCGGUCUCGGCAAGCGCAGCCUCGAGACUCGCAGCAACUGUGGCCAGAAGGGCGCUCUUGACCUGACCCUGAAGGACAGCGUUCUCACCGACUCCCAGGGCCGCAUUGGCUCCAUCGUCGCCAACUACCAGUUCCAGUUCGACGGCCCUCCCCAGUCCGGUGUGAUCUACACCUCUGGCUUCUCCGUCUGUGGCAACGGCUCCCUCGCCCUUGGUGGCUCGACUACCUUCUACCAGUGCAAGUCUGGAGACUUCUCCAACCUGUACGACAGAAGCUGGGCUCCUCAGUGCUCUCCCAUCCACCUGAGCGUCCUCCCCUGCGGCUCCGACGCUCCCGUUCCCUCCGGCAACGUCGUUGGAACCACCAUGGUCGCUACCACUGUCGUUACCGUCAUCGGUGACGGUCAGCCCCAGGUCGUCCCCACCACCGUCCCCGUCCCCAUCUGCCAGAUUGGCGAUGGCCAGAUCCAGGGCCACACGACCCCCUGUGGCGAGCUUCCUCCCGUCACCGUCACUCCCGCUCCUCCCGCCCCGUCUGCGCCGGCUCCUUCUGCCCCCGCUGCCCCUCCCCCGGGCACUCCUGUCGCUCCUCCCGCCGCGCCUCCCGUCACCACCCCGGCCGCUCCCCCCGUCCAGCCGUCUCAGCCUGCCGCUUCGCAGCCCCCUGUCGCACCUCCCGCCGUCAACACUACCACUCCUGUCCAGCCCCCGGCUACCACUGCCCCCACCACGCCCUCGAGCACGACUCCUGCCGCUCCUCCUGUCGCCGCGGGCCAGCACAUUGUUCCGGCUCCCUUCGUUGCCUUGGUCGCUGGUCUGAUGGCCGUCGUGUACAUGAUCUAA